CCCAGGGCGGCCCGCGGGGCGCGCUCGGUGGCGCUGGCGUCAGCUCCCAGCCGGUCCGCGUCUCCUUUCCUCUGCCUCAGGUUGGGGCGGGUCGGGAGGAUGGCCUCGGAGUUGGAGUCGUCGCUGGAGGCGAGCUUCACGGCCAGCGGUGCGCUGUCAGGGACUUCAGUGUUUCUGCCGCCAGCGCGCUCCCGCAUCUUCAAGAUAAUCGUGAUCGGCGACUCCAAUGUGGGCAAAACGUGCCUGACCUACCGCUUCUGCGCGGGCCGCUUCCCCGACCGCACCGAGGCUACUAUCGGGGUGGAUUUCCGAGAACGAGCAGUGGAGAUUGAUGGAGAGCGCAUCAAGAUCCAGUUAUGGGACACUGCGGGACAAGAACGAUUCAGAAAGAGCAUGGUACAGCACUACUACAGAAAUGUACAUGCUGUGGUCUUCGUGUAUGACAUGACCAACAUGGCUAGUUUUCACAGCCUGCCAUCUUGGAUAGAAGAAUGUAAACAACAUUUGCUAGCCAAUGAUAUACCACGGAUUCUCGUAGGAAAUAAAUGUGACUUAAGAAGUGCCAUUCAGGUACCUACAGACUUGGCACAAAAAUUUGCUGACACACACAGUAUGCCUUUGUUUGAAACCUCUGCUAAAAACCCCAAUGAUAACGACCAUGUGGAAGCUAUAUUUAUGACCUUGGCUCAUAAACUUAAGAGCCACAAACCAUUAAUGCUUAGUCAACCCCCCGAUAAUGGAGUUAUCCUGAGGCCUGAACCAAAGCCUGCAAUGACGUGCUGGUGCUAAAUAACAGUCUUUACCAUGCUGUUUAAUUUUGACUAAAGAAAUACUUUUGAAGUAUGACAGUGAUAGUCAUAAAAGUUAAUCUCAAAUAUAAUGGGUCAUCCUGACACUUUACCAUUUAUCAUCGUCAUGCUUACUUUUGUAUUUUGUAUCUACUUAAUUGAGUUUGUCCCUGUGACAACACAAGGGAAAAGUUGGUUUUCAGGUGAGGUUAAAAAUGAAGCAAAGGUAGGAUGAGUCAGAACAUGUUUCCAUUGAGAACCCGGUGAAGGGGGCUUGAGAUGAGAGCAUGAUAGAGUUCCAAGAGUCAAUGACUGCUCGAUCCUGUGUUCCUGUGAUUGCAAAAAAAUACCGAAGGUUUAGUACACACUUAAUGGUAUGUCCUUUGAAUGAGAAGUGUUUCUCAGUAGGAUAAAAACUAGUAUUUGCCUCUCCCUAGAGUUUUUUCUCUGUAUUAUUAAUGGAUUUCAUGACAUUAUUAUUGGUACAUUUUAGAGCCAAGACUGGAGUUCCAGUGGGAAGAGUAGGCAUAGAAUGUUUUCUGGUUCUCAAGUUCAUAAAGAAUGACUUUCCAAACAGUUCUGGAUGCUUGAUGUUUUUAAUCAAUAUCAACGAGGUCUACAGAAAUUGUUAUUUUUAAAAGAGUAAUUUGAAUUGUUUUCUUAUUAAAUUAUAUUAGAAUAUGCAAGAGUCAAAUUUUAAUAUGAAUGAAAUGACAUUAAGGUGCUUUAUAUUUUAUUAUGAUAUCUUUAAAUGGCGAAAAACAAAUUGAGAGCAGGUGAGGAGUUGUAACUUGGGAGAAAAUAGGUAAAUAUGGUUUCUGGCUACCACAGGAGACCUAUUCUUAGCUUUUAUGAUUUCUGGAUGUGGAUCUGGCAUAGUCUCUCUUGCUCUCCUCCACCCCCUAUCAACUUAAUAAGUAAAGGCUGAAUUAACAAGUCAUCCACUUGGAUUGUAGUACCGAGGGCAUACCUCUAAUUGCUAUGAGUCUACAUGUAUUUCUGUAAUAGUAUUGUGUUACAGUACAAAAAUCUUUAAACUUUAGGGCCAUGACAUGAAAUUCCUCCUCAAUUUGAAAAACAAAUUAGAUACUGAAAAAUAUUUUGUCUAUCUCUAGGUAGUAGAAUAUUUCAAAAUGUUUUUUACCCUAGAUACUUUUAUUUUGCAUUUAAGACUUUGCACAUAGAAAAUGGUAAGCUUGCCUAUGAAGCUCUUACAGGAAUGGAAUGUAAGCCAUGAACUUUAACGGAAGUGUACACGUUGACUAAUUCUGAUAGAUUGCUGUCCUUGAUAAUUUUAGAGGAAAUUAAGACAAAUCAUCAUUGUACUUACGUAUUUUCAGACUGUGGGAAACCAAUUAAAUGUAUAUCAAUCUAGUUUAGAAUUUUUGUUUUAUCAUCAUGGUGGUCCUAACUGGGUAAUUUAAUUAUAAAAAUGAGAUUAGGUAAGUGAACUAACUGAAAGUAAUAAUUAUAGGAAGUAAUUAUUCAGUUUUACAUGUUAGAGAUUAAGGGAAAACAAGUUGGCUUUAUUUGUGUUUAGGGAGAUUAAUCCACUUUUCUUAUGCUAGAAUUAAAAAUGAUUUGACAUAAUGUUGAUUUGUAACUUUUUAUAGUAAAACAGUGACAGCUGUAAUCAUGUGAUGGGCAUAACAGUUUUUUAAAGAAGGGAACCUGUUUAUUGCUUUUCAAAACAUUUCCUAAAGUAAGGGAAGAAAGUUUACAGACUUUCCAAGCACAUUUAUGUUUUUUCAGUGCUAUUAUUAAUGAUUUUUUUUAAGGAAUUUAACUUUCUUUUUGUAAGAAGUUAAGUCCUUUACAGUUCUGUGAAAGGACUUAUUUUUUUCACUUUAAUAUUUAUUAAUUUAAAAAUAUUUGUAUCUCAUUUGUAAUAAUUUGUUUUAAUAUUUUUCUAUGUGUGUUUUUAUUUUUAAAAAGAACAUACAUAUUAGUUGAAUAGGGAUAAAGCUUUUAAAUAUUUUCUAAAAUAUUUAUAAAAACAAUUCAUUGACUGUUGAGAGAAGUCACUUCCAAAAUGGUGGCUAUCAAACAAUUAUUAAUUUUUAAAGCACAGAUCACAUAUUUCAUAACUCCCGUGUGAAUUUAUUUUAACUGUGACCUUUAAUUAAAAAUAUCAGAUAUGUUUUGGGGAAGUCUUAAUUUGAGAACACCAAAGGAAGCUAAUCCAGAAUCUAAUGUAGUUAGCUAUUAAUGAUGAUGCUUUAUUGACAGUAUACUGCUAAUAUGUUUCCUCUUGAAAUCUAAACUAAAGUUAAAUAAUUUUGUGGUGGAAUAGUGUCACUGUAACAUUUCCCUCACGAAGUUCAAUAAACCAGCUUUGCCAUUAAGAAAUUGUUUUUCAAUUGGUGCCAUCUGGAUGAUUCACUGGGUAGCUCGUGGCAGAGUAAUUAAAAGACUUUUCGAAUUGA
Molecule: messenger RNA, 3214 nt
Organism: Pteropus alecto (black flying fox)
Lineage: Eukaryota; Metazoa; Chordata; Mammalia; Chiroptera; Pteropodidae
Gene: RAB33B
Product: RAB33B, member RAS oncogene family
Exons: 2
Coding region: 100-789 (229 amino acids)
Biological process (GO): Rab protein signal transduction
Cellular component (GO): Golgi apparatus; endosome
Molecular function (GO): GTPase activity; GTP binding
Source: RefSeq, a predicted model, not a curated record